This is a messenger RNA of Chaetomium strumarium, 633 nucleotides long. RefSeq lists its product as uncharacterized. Gene Ontology annotation, molecular function: nucleotide binding. Lineage: Eukaryota; Fungi; Ascomycota; Sordariomycetes; Sordariales; Chaetomiaceae. Bases 1 to 633 code for a protein of 210 amino acids. The transcript is spliced from 4 exons. The record is from RefSeq and is a predicted model, not a curated record.
AUGAACCUUUCCGUGGGCUUCAAGGAGUGGGCCCAGCGCCACAUCCGGUCAAGAUUCUUCCCACCGACGCCUCCCACAAAAGCCGGCAAUGCGUUGAGAUUCGGUAUCAUGAGCGGGGGCAGUGUUGCGCCGGAAGUGCUGAUCGAUCCGGCAAGACUCCAUCCGGAAGUCGUUGUUGCUGCGGUUGUUGCCGCAACAAAUUCCGCGAGGGCUGAACGGUUCGCCAAAGAACACGGUAUCCCCAGGGUUCUCACGAGUUUUGAUGAGCUCAUCAACGACCCGACAAUCGAUGCGGUCUACAUCGGCGCGGGCAUGGACGCACAACGCCUCUUCCACUCCUUCCCGAUCCUGCGACCAGACGGCCCCGUCUUCCUGGAAGCAAUCCCCUACCGCUUCCACCCGAGUUGGAUCGAAUUCCAGCGCCGCAUUGACAAAUACCGCGUCUCGGAGGUCAGAGUCACCGUGAUGACGCCCGUCGCCUCGAAUGCUGCUCCGGGAAACGCCAGGUUCAUGGCGGAGCAGUCGGGCAGCGCAAGGAUGGGGCCGGCAUAUGCGUUCUCGAUCCUGCAGGGCAUCUUUGGAUUUGGCGUGCCAAGAUGUGAGCAAUGGAAUGUGUCGCAGUCGCCGCCGUAG